This is a messenger RNA of Canis lupus familiaris (dog), 4762 nucleotides long. It is a transcript of the gene B4GALT6, whose product is annotated as beta-1,4-galactosyltransferase 6. NCBI's taxonomy places the organism in Eukaryota, Metazoa, Chordata, Mammalia, Carnivora, Canidae. The coding region runs from base 81 to 1508 and encodes 475 amino acids. Gene Ontology annotation, biological process: carbohydrate metabolic process; glycosphingolipid biosynthetic process. The record is from RefSeq and is a predicted model, not a curated record. Gene Ontology annotation, molecular function: UDP-galactose:glucosylceramide beta-1,4-galactosyltransferase activity. The transcript has 10 exons.
UGCUCACCUUCAGAGGGGAAGGCACGUCCUGUUACAAGGGACACACACCGAUCCAUUGCACAACCUGACAGCAUGUCUCUAUGAGAAGUGCGGGAUGGAAGGUUCCGUUCAUCCGGGACGGAAGAAAAACCUUGUUCCCGGAGCGGGUAUUUCGGGAGGGAAUUACACCAUCCGAAGUCCCCUCCUCGAGGUCCCCUUUCCCCUCCAGGUCCUCCCCGCGCGGCCCCGGUUGCAGCCUCGGGGUUCCUGGCGCGUUCGCGCAGGCUGAGGGCCUGGAUGGUGCCCCCCAGGCCGGCCUGAGAGCGCAGCCCGAGCUGCCGGCCGGGAAGAGGAAGAUGUCUGUGCUCAAGCGGAUGAUGCGGGUCUCCAAUCGCUCCCUGCUCGCCUUCAUCUUCUUCUUCUCCCUCUCGUCGUCCUGCCUCUACUUCGUCUAUGUGGCCCCGGGCAUCGCUAACACAUAUCUCUUUAUGGUACAAGCUCGAGGAAUAAUGUUGAGAGAAAAUGUGAAAACAAUAGGACAUAUGAUCAGACUAUACACGAAUAAAAACACUACCCUCAAUGGUACAGAUUAUCCUGAAGGCAAUAAUUCAAGUGAUUAUCUUGUUCAAACAACAACAUAUCUUCCGGAAAACUUCACAUAUUCACCAUAUCUACCCUGCCCAGAAAAACUGCCUUAUAUGCUUCUUCACGUGUUUGACCUUCCAGGGGGAAUCCUCCACGUCAACGUAAGUGAAAUCAGUUUUGAUGAAAUUCAUCAACUCUUCUCCAAGGACUUAGAUAUUGAGCCAGGAGGUCACUGGAGGCCUAAGGACUGUAAGCCCAGAUGGAAGGUGGCAGUUCUCAUUCCUUUCCGUAAUCGCCAUGAACAUCUUCCGAUUUUUUUCUUGCAUCUGAUUCCAAUGCUCCAGAAGCAGAGGUUGGAAUUUGCCUUUUAUGUCAUUGAACAGACUGGCACACAACCUUUUAACCGUGCAAUGCUCUUCAACGUGGGCUUCAAAGAGGCCAUGAAAGACAGUGUCUGGGACUGCGUAAUCUUCCAUGAUGUGGAUCAUCUACCCGAAAAUGACCGAAACUAUUACGGUUGUGGAGAAAUGCCACGUCAUUUUGCAGCAAAGCUGGAUAAAUACAUGUAUAUUCUACCAUAUAAAGAAUUUUUUGGUGGUGUAAGUGGCCUGACAGUGGAGCAAUUCAGAAAGAUCAAUGGUUUUCCUAAUGCCUUCUGGGGAUGGGGAGGAGAAGAUGAUGACCUUUGGAACAGAGUUCACUAUGCAGGAUAUAAUGUAACAAGACCAGAGGGAGACUUGGGAAAAUAUAAGUCUAUUCCUCAUCACCAUCGAGGUGAAGUCCAGUUUUUAGGACGGUAUAAAUUGCUAAGAUACUCAAAAGAGCGUCAGUACAUUGAUGGGUUGAACAAUUUAAUAUAUACGCCAAAAAUACUGGUUGAUAGGUUGUAUACAAAUAUAUCUGUAAACCUCAUGCCAGAGUUAGCUCCAAUUGAAGACUAUUAAAAGAAAUAGCUCUCAUGGCAAGAUCGACCGCAAUGCUGGAUCAUAAACUUGGAGCGUACUCUUCCUGGAGGUCAGUGAAUGGAUGUGUCACAGUGCCCCGAUCUGUGCGAAGAAGAGCCAGCAGUCCUCACUGUUUACAGUGUGGGAUAAGAUUCGAUCACCCAUCCUCUUCUCUGAGACACACCCCCAUGGCAAGCACGCAGAGACCCGAUGCCAUUGCUGAAAUCUGGACGUUGAGAGAGCUCCCUACAAAGAGAAAAUUUUUAUACUGAAAUAUAUAAUUUAAUUCAAGAGAAUGCUUUAUUUCUGUUUAAACAUGUUUUGUAUAUAUGUGAUGUAAAUUAAUGUGUUCAAAUUGUUGGAAAAGAAGGUGUGUUGCAGUUUUGCAUGUAAUUGGUUAUGCCUUUAUUGGACUUUUAUAGAAUUUUUUAUUUGCAUGGAAAAAAACAAUGCAAAUCUAUGUCACUAAAAAAGGUUAACCCUUGUGUGAAAUGAAGGAACUGUCAAUAAUUGACACCCAACUACUACAGUAAACUGUUAUACUAGUUUUGAGCUUUAGACCUUCAGCCUUUUGUGUGGAAGAAGUCACAGCUUUCUUAGGGUCUUAAAGGGUAAGAAGAAGGGAUGUAAACUGCUUUUCUUCCUACCAGGAUUACCUGUUUUUUUCCUUGCUUGCAAUCUCAUCAGAUUUUGCUAAAUCACAACCAUAUUGUUUAUGCACAUUGCAUGAGUAUUACCAAGAAAAUCUUAAACGUUGGGAUGUAACAUGAUAUAAAGGACCUCUUUAUGUUAACUGUCUUUCAUGUAUCUUUGGUGUGAUUGUCGGGGAUUUCAUGCCUCAAUGUUCUAGCAGCUGUGUGUGUUUGUACACUGUAUUUUUUUUUAAUUCCUAGUGAACAGCACUUUUAUUAUUUCUAGUUCAGAAGAGCCAAAAAAACAAUAUCAUUUAAAAAAAUCAAAACAAUUUUUUUUAAAAGAAUGAGCUAUGGAAAACCCAAUAGUACCUAUAAUAUACAAAUGAAUUAUACUAUUAGAGAAGAAAUUAAAUGUUCUAUUUUUAUGAAGAUAAAAGCUUAGUAGAUAAAAACAAAUUUUAAGUUUAAUUCUCAGACUCAUAGACUUUCAAGUUUUGAGGGGAACCUUUAAUGUCAACCAGUUUUAUUAGAACUAUAUUUUUUUCACUUUUAAGAAAUUACAUUUCUGGUAUCCUUAAAAUUGCCUCACUGAACUAAUUUAAUAGAAUUAUAUUAAAAUAUAUAAUCAGUUAUUUAAAUGCACUGAUGUAAUAGGACACUUCUCUGAGAACAGGUCUCACUACCUGACAUCCAGGAUAUUAUUUUAUCUUAAAUUCAGAUGAAGUUCUCAUGGCAAAACCAAACAAUAUCCUUCCUUUGAAAAUUGUCAACUAUAAUUAACCAAAGAUUCUAGGAAAUACCUUGAUAUUUUCACAAAUUUAAAACAAAAAAUUAUGUAUCUAUAAAGUGAAUCUUCAAAAACAAUGAAGAACAAUAGAAAUCUAUCUAUGCGGGAUGUUGGGAUCAUAUUUGCCUCAUGGAUUAUUCAUCUAAAACAGAAAUGUGGUUAUUUAUCUCAGGUUUAAGUUUAAUUUUGAAGUAUCAAUUUUUAUGGCAGUUUUGGUAAUACAAAUGACCACAAGCCAAAUAAUAAAAUAAUUGAAGUUCUUACACUUUGAGAAAACUGAUCAAUCUCCCUUAUGAUACCAAACAGAAUUUUCCAUAUUUAUUUCUCUAGAAGUAGUUCCCAAAUAUUUAUCUUCCUUUUUUUUUGGUGGUAUUCAAAAUCACCAAAAAAAAUCAAACCUUCUGAAAAGUAAGAGAUUUGUUCAGAAUUUGUAUAUCUGUUCAUUUUGGUCUCACAGCCAAUACAGUUUUUUUAAUUUGGUGAAAUGAAAGGAGGUUGGGAAUGUUAACAUUUGUGAUCACUAACAAGAUAGUGGGGGCAUAGGAGCAUAAUUAACCCAAUAAUAGUUAAAUAUUUUUUUAAUACAUAUUUUAACUGUGGGGAAAAUUAGGGCUGUUUCUGAGUCUUAUUUGUAAAACAUAUUUUUUGCUUUUUGAUGUGGAGCUGCCCACAUUUUGGAAUCCUCAUUGUUUUGAUACACAUUUAACAGGUUCAGAAGAACUCAGUUCUACUAGUAUCUGCCUUAUUUUCUUGGAUUAAGUCUAAUAGCAAUUUUUGUUUUAUGAGUGAGCCAUGUUAUUUUGCUCUCUUUAGUUUUGAAUAAUAUAUGUCAUCCUGUGAAAAUCAUCUCAUUAGUUUGUUUUUUCCCCUUUUUUGUUUUGUUUUGCUUUUUAAGUGCACACCUAAAAUUGAUUUUUGCCUAUAAAGAAAGACUUUUAUAUGUUUUCUUAAGAGUGAUAGAGAGCUUUCUUUGGUCAGUUAUCUUCAUUUUAUGAAAAUAAAUCUAUUCCAUAAAAAUUAACGAAUACAUUGCAAAUGCAAAUUUCUCUUUAUUGUUACAUUUGGUAGAUUUCUUAGUGAACAUAUAUUGAUUGCCUACUCUGUAUCAAGUGUGAUGCGAGGUAUGUCAACAGAAAAAGUAUUUUAUUUCUGAACAAAUAAAAUCAAGUUGAAACCUAAAGUUAUGAAGACAUCCUCUGAUAACUUAUCAGUUGUCUUUCUUAGUUUCAAGGUCAAGGAAUAUAUGUAUGUGGACAUGGAGCUAUUAUGAGGUCCCUAAGGCACUAACUGGGAAAGUUACAUAGUGCCUUUCAGCUGGAGAGAGAAGUAAUGAUUAAUGGGCCUGUUUGUAGAAAAGAGAGGGAAAAGUGUACACAUGAGUAUUUUUUUAAAUCUACAUUUAAAUUUGUAUUUUGUGAAGAGGUGUUCAAUAAGAAAGCUUAUUUAUAGUAUUAUGCAAAUACAUAAUUAUGUAUUAAAAACUUGCUUAGACUCCUUUUCCAACCAAAAUAUUGAUAUCCAUUUUAAAACAAAAUGGAAAAAUAACCAAUACAAGAUUGUCCUUCUUUUGGAGGCUUCCUACAAGUGAAAGCAGAUUUGUGUCAUUUUAUUUGGCCUCUGCUUGUAUCUGUUAUAUUUCUCUGUGUACUUUUCAGACAAAUAUUAGCGCUCUAGGUUUAUUGCCUUGUAUUUGCAAGUAUGCCAAUUGAGAGAUCUCAAGUGGCCAUAGUGUUGUUUAUCAGAAAGAGGAAGUGUACUUAAGAUUAUUUUAUUUAUUAGAUCUGAAAGGCUUCUACAUAAAUGCACUGAAAUAAAUGCUAGUAAUUCUUGUA